Penicillium canescens is the source of this 1458-nucleotide messenger RNA. Its product is annotated as kinase-related protein. The transcript has 2 exons. Bases 619 to 1332 code for a protein of 237 amino acids. The record is from RefSeq and is a predicted model, not a curated record. Lineage: Eukaryota; Fungi; Ascomycota; Eurotiomycetes; Eurotiales; Aspergillaceae. Gene Ontology annotation, cellular component: cytoplasm.
UGUCACUUUAUAAAUAUGGCUAUGAUGUAAAGAUAUUCGGGGACUCCAGGGGUUCAGAGUAGUGUUUUCUGUCCAAUGACAAUGGGUGAAUUGGGAAGGUUAUAAGCCGAUCGGUCACAUCCCGUGCUGUAUCCGGCAAGUCUGAACGUGACCUUCACAUGUCGACGCGUCUUUAGAUGUACUUUGGAGUCGCAAAGCUAUUCUAUACUCUGGAUGUAACGUUAGUACCUUGAUUCCUGGAGCGAUGUGUAGGUGAAAGGGAAGACAAAUGUGCGGUGACGUAUCUCCGGAGUACAGCCGUCCCCACUCAGUCCUGGAGACCCCGCCACGAUAUCUGGGAAUUGAACAAGCUGUGCAGCUGGCAUACUCCCACACCUCUGACGAUCCGACAACAGCCAUAAUUAGCACCUACUGUCACAUCUACUGCACAGCAAUUGCAACCGCAGCACUCUUGCAAUACCGAACUACCCUGUAUCACAUCCCGCCCAACAACCAAGACACCUCGGAUCAAUUCCAGUGACCAGCACAAUCCUCUCCCGCCGAGGGUACUAGCCUCCAUUGUCACAUAUACACGCGGUCCCGAGUCAAUCCCUCCAUCUACAUACCGAAGUCAGCAACAUGGAUCAUCAGGUAGACCACUUGGUCAACAAGGCCUGGGCAAAAUUCUGCUCAACACCAGACGACGCACGCCUAAUGAUCGCGAUAAGCGGGAUCCCAGGAUCCGGCAAAACAGGCCUGGCAAUCACAAUGGCUGCCCGAAUCAACAAAAUCCACGCCUCCGAAAACCCCACCGCACCCCCGAUCGCCAGCGCAAUUCCAAUGGACGGGUACCACUUAACACGCGCGCAGCUAGCAGCAAUGCCAGACCCAACAUAUGCCGCGGCCCGGCGCGGCGCAGCCUUCACAUUCGACGGUGACAAAUUCCUCUCACUGGUGCGGGCACUGCGGGAGCCGGUCACGAGCACAACGGCGGAUCUGCAUGCGCCCAGUUUCGACCAUGCGGUUAAGGAUCCCGUUGAUGAUGAUAUUGCGAUACCGGCGACGAGUCGGGUGUUGUUUUUUGAAGGGAAUUACUUGAGUUUGGAUGUUUGUCCGUGGAAUACUGCGGCGGGCCUUAUGGAUGAGCUUUGGUUUGUUGAGGUUGAUUUUGAGGUUGCUAGGAAGAGGUUAAUAAAGAGGCAUAUUCUGGCGGGGAUUGCGAGGGAUGAGGUUGAGGCGGACCGGAGGGCUAGGGAGAAUGAUCUGGUUAAUGGGCGGGAGAUUGUUGAUGGGAGGUUGCCUGUUCAGGAGGUUGUUGUUAGUACUUAUGAUCCCAUUUGGGAGGGAUUAUGACGGUGAGAUUGAUGUGUUUGUGGGAUUGGAUGUAUAGAUGGUGUUGGUCUCCAUAGAUGUUGAUACAACAGGGGUCAUAAAUGUGUACACAGUGUCAUAGUGUAUUGGACAGUUUCUAUACGAAAG